CCGCAGCCGCGCGUUCCCCGGGCCCGAGCAGCCGCCGCAGCCGCCGCAAGCGCGAGGAGCCCGGCGCCCCGGGCCGCAGCCCGGCGCAGGCAUGCAGGCGAGGCGCCUGGCCAAGCGCCCCAGCCUGGGCAGCCGCCGCGGGGGCGCUGCGCCCGCUCCCGCCUCCGAGGCCGCCGCGCUGGGGCUCCCGCCCCCCGGCCCCAGCCCCGCCGCCGCCGCACCGGGAAGCUGGAGGCCGCCGCUCCCGCCGCCGCGCGGGACCGGUCCCUCGCGCGCCGCCGCCGCCGCCUCGUCGCCGGUCCUGCUGCUGCUGGGCGAGGAGGACGAGGACGAGGAGGGCGCGGGCCGGAGGCGCAGGGCGCGCGGGCGGCUGGCCGAGAAGCCCCGAGGGGGCGCGGAGGAGGACGACGACGACGAGGAAGAGGACGAAGAGGUGGUCGUCGAGGUGGUGGACGGCGACGAGGACGACGAGGACGCGGAGGAGCGCUUCGGGCCCCUCGGACCCGGCCGUGCGCUUCCCAAGGGCCCGGCCCGGGGAGCGGCGAAGGUGGGGAGUUUUAAAAGAGAAAUGACCUUCACAUUUCAACCAGAGGACUUAAGACUCGAGUCCAGCAAGAAGACUUCUCACCACUUGUUCCCACUGGCCAUGGAGGAAGACGUGAAAGCAGCCGACACCAAAAAAGCCAGCCGGAUACUUGACCAAGAAAAAGAAAACACUCGAUCCAUUUGUCUCCUUGAGCAGAAGCGGAAAGUGGUUUCCUCUAACAUCGACGUCCCUCCUGCAAGAAAAUCUUCAGAGGAACUGGACAUGGACAAGGUGACCGCAGCCAUGGUACUAACCAGCUUGUCAACUAGCCCUUUGGUCCGAAGUCCUCCCGUGCGGCCCAAUGAGGGCCUCAGCGGGUCCUGGAAGGAGGGCGCACCCUCCAGCAGCAGCAGCAGCGGCUACUGGAGCUGGAGUGCUCCCAGCGACCAGUCCAACCCGUCCACACCCUCGCCGCCAUUGUCCGCUGACAGCUUCAAGCCCUUCCGUAGCCCCGCUCCACCUGACGAUGGCAUCGAUGAGGCCGAGGCCAGCAACCUGCUCUUUGACGAGCCCAUUCCCAGGAAGAGAAAGAACUCCAUGAAGGUGAUGUUCAAAUGCCUUUGGAAAAACUGUGGCAAGGUGCUGAACACGGCAGCAGGCAUCCAGAAGCACAUCCGGGCCAUCCACCUCGGGCGAGUUGGGGAAUCUGACUACAGUGAUGGAGAGGAGGACUUCUACUACACUGAGAUCAAGCUCAACACGGACUCGAUGUCUGAGGGCCUGGCCCCGGUUUCUCCCUCGCAGUCCCUGACCUCACCUCCCACGUUUCCUGUCCCAGACUGCAGCCGAACAGAAUCGCCUUGUGCCAAAACCGACCCCAAGCCGAUGACGCCGCUGAGCCGCUCAGCCCCCACCACCCUCUACCUCGUGCACACGGACCAUGCUUACCAGGCCACGCCCCCGGUGACCAUUCCGGGGUCUAAGUUCACCCCCAAUGGCAGCAGUUUCAGCAUUUCCUGGCAGUCUCCUCCGGUUACGUUCACCGGCAUUCCCUCUGAAGCAGAGAGUUAUGAACACUGGUGCUCCACUCACAUCCAGUCUUUUUCCGGGCCCAAGCCACAGGAACCCAGGUUCAAGGUGUCUCCAACACAUCACCACCCAGUGGGCUCAGGAGAGCAGCGGCAGCACGCUCACACGGUCCUGUCCUCCCCGCCCAGAGGGACAGUCAGCCUAAGGAAGCCCAGAGGUGAAGGCAAAAAGUGCCGCAAGGUUUAUGGGAUGGAAAACCGGGACAUGUGGUGCACCGCCUGCCGCUGGAAGAAGGCGUGCCAGCGCUUCAUCGACUGAGCCAUCCCUGCCCCACUCUCACGACGGGUGGUGAGAAAGCCUCUCCUUCCAAAGGAAGCCAUUCAAGGCCCAGGGAAAGCCUUUCCUGGAAUUCUGGGAAUAUAAUUCCAUGGUGGAAUUAAAGCAAAAAAAAAAAAAAAAAAAUAUCAGCACCUGCACUGCUCUGAGAGCCCAGACAAGAGCAGCAAAAGUGACUUUUUCCUUCAAAAGAAAAGUAACUUUGCUUACUCUCUGUCUGGUCUUAAAACUGGACUUCUGUAGCAACCUAACCAACCAGGCCAUUUUACCUAGAAAGAUUUUGAUAAGCUUUCUGAAUUGUGGUAUUUUCAAGGGGUUUUGACACGUAAACAGUACAUUCAUAAGCUACAUGAUAUUAGCUAGCAUUUGUACAAAGGAUAACCCACCUUGUGAAUAGGCGUCUUCCUGUUUUCCAGCCAGCUGCUUAGAGCAGUCUGGAUCAUGAUGUAUUUGAAGAAAGAGCUGCAGUCUGGCUGUCUUUUUCUGUGUCUGUUUUGUUUUCACGAAGGACCCAAGCAGAAACCUUGUAAAGAUGGUAGCUUGGAGCCCCAGGUAGCUUGAGGCCAAAAGUGACUGGCAGUGGGAAUCACAGGCAAACUUCAGCUGCAGGCUGAGGCCACGAGCCACUUCAGAAAGCAUCUGGGAGUCGUCCUUGGCCCCCAAGUGGUGGUGCCUGGCACAGCUCAGGUGAGAGCUGGCACCGGGGCCAUCUGGUAAGCCUCGCCGCUUCUUUCAGAAAUGUCACAGGAACUGCAGCUGGGGCAGUGUGCCCGGCUGUGUCUGGUCAAUCUGUGGCCAGGACCGUGGGUUGUCAUCCUGCCCUCCAAACCCUGCCCAGGUGGAAAUCUCCAGACUGCCUCACAGCUGUGCUCUAGGCAGAGCGUGGCUGUCAUGCCCCCGUCUGUGAGAGAGCUCCACCAGGGCAGCAGAUCCACCUCCCUUCUGAGUGCACUUUUAUCCAUGGCAUGCUCCACAUGUCAUGGGUGAGUUAGUGGACAGAGUGGCAUAUAUGGAUAACAGAUCGAAACCUUUCAUUUCUUACAAAAAUAUUAGAGAGAUGAAUUAAGAAUUUGCUCAGAAAUUAACUUACAGGAUGCCCAAAGGAAAAUGCAUCUUGGUAUAGGACUCUCCCUAUCUAGUAGGGCCAGGGCUUGCACUGGAUGCCUAUGGAAUGUCUAAAUCAGUGGACUUGUGUGUUUGAGGGCUGGAGCGUGGCAGGCAGCCACCAAGCCUCGUCGGAACACUUCUGCCCUGCUUAAAGAACUGGAUGUCCUGUACCUAUGCAAAGUAAGAGCACCUUAGAGGAGGCACUGGGGUGGGGGCGUGGUGUCAGCCAUACGAAUGUUAAGUGAAAUUGCACAGAGAAAAGCUUAAUAUAUGUUUAAAGAUUGUACAUAGCGCUUUUUUACAGAGUGGGAAGAAGUCAUCUAGCAAUCAGAGACGCCUUUUAUGUUAGGGUCAUAUGGAGGUUCUGCAGCGCAACACCCUGAAUUUCUGCCUUCAUGUAUUUUGGCAAUCUUAUUUUUUAAAUUCAUGUGACUUUCUACAAGAUUAUUUCUUGAAAGAGAUCCUGAUCUGUACCUUCAGGUAUUUAAAAGAAAAAAAUUUAUUUCAAGAGACAAGAAAAUGUGCUCUAUCUGAUUCCCUGUAGGCUGAUAGUCGACAUCAGCGCACUGGCUCUCCUGGGUGUUUUGACCUGUACCCAAGAAACAGCAUUUUUUUUAAACACAGAGCUGAGGUGUUCCCUGCUCCCCCUCCUCCUGGGUAUGUCCUCUCUCCUAUCUCCUGUAGUUUCUGCUGUGAAGUGAUGUCCUAGCUGGUCCAAGAAGUCCUGAGCCACACGCAGAUUGUCAUGGCCAGCUGUCUGAUCAAGCUCACCCUGUGCUUAAAUAAUAGAUGGACCCUGGGCCAGAGGUUUUUCUCCUCAGCAAAGUUCCCUGGAAUUUAUUUUAUCUCAGAUGAAGACUUUAAUCAAAAUACUGGAAUGAUGUGAAGUCAAAUCCAUCUUCUCCUAAAGGACUUCGGGGUGAAGGAAUGCUCUCUGCAUGAGAACAAUCCUUAAGCAAGGUGUCGUGGCCAUCUCCCCCAGACACAGCCCAAGGGUGUGCAUAACUGCACAUUUCAGCGGAGCCUGGGUCCCUCCUGUCCUCUGCAGCCUUCAUCACACCAGCUCUUCUGCAUGGCCAGCCCUCAUCGGGCUUCCAGGUGCAGACAAAUCCUGAGGUCAGUUCUGGACACACAUGCUGCCCGUUCCCAGUGUGGAAGGGCGCAAUCUCCAGGGAACCAGAAAGCUCUGAAUUGCAACAUACAGUUGCUGAUUAUAUGAGUUACAUUUUGUUAUGAGUUACAUUUUUUUAAGUAGUUACUUUGUUAUUUGGGGAACCAAAUGAAGUGCCAAAUGAAGCCUGACUUUUCAUCUGAUGCCAUCUCCAUGAAGCUAAGUUCUUUUUGUGUCUGCAUUUUGUGGAGAAGCAAAGAGAGAAUGGAUGAGAAGACGUAUCCCAGGCGAGCUGGCUGCUAGCCUGCAGCUCUGUGCAUCCCCAGGGCUAACAGCCCUGUCUACAAAGGAGGGGUGGCGCACUGAAUUCCUGUCCAGUGGAAAUGUCUGAUUCUUUUUCUUCCGUGAUGUCCCUUUCUCCAAAACAGGUUUCUCAUUUCUCCCUGGGAAGCUAUUUCAGUGACUGACAGCACAUUCUAUAGCCAGGCAGAGCAAGCGCAAUGGGCGCGACAGGCAGUAGUUUCCAGCCUCAGCCUUCCUGGAGGAUGAACACUGUGUAUGGAAGUCAGCGAGACAACAUGGAGAAAACCCCCAGGGAAGCAAGUAUGUCCAGGAGGCAGUGCAGGAGACCUGAGCCCGCCUGCCUCCAGCUCAUCUUGGGGCUAAGCAGCCAGGCAUCCUCCAUGUCUGUUGCAACUGUCUGAAACAGGACAGGAGCUGCUUUGUCCAGGCUUACCCUUCUGCCAUCUUUUGUCCAGAAGUUUCUCUGUGGAGUGAGAAAAGCCAGCGUCAGGAAGAAAGCAAUGGGUUUCCAAAGCAGAGUGGGCUUUACAAUGACUCUUGACAGCUCCAUGGCCAAGAGGUUUCCUUAGGAGAUGAUCCCCUGCCUCCUGUGACCAAGCUCCAAAUGAGCAUUAUCAGUAAAUAAUAGCACUCUCUUCAGAGAUGGUCACAUGUAUGUUGCAAAAAAAUUCUGAAAUUGAAUUGUUCCCCAUUGCAAUUCAAGAUGUCAGAAGUUGAAGUCUGUCAUCUCUGGGCUCCUAGUGAGCCAGCCUUGCAAGAGUCCAUUUCAUCUCUCACUUCAACUGCACUGCACAACAAGGGUGGCCCUCACUGGAGGAGGUUCGAGAAGGAGGUGAGGACUGUAUCUGCGCAGGAGCAGAAUACUGUAACACUGCUCAUUUCCUCAGGGAAGCAGGAAGGAUGUGUGAAGACAGAUCUGGAGAACCCCAGGACGAGGAGGAAUUUUAUGGUUCAUGUGAACUCAGUAUCAUUUCAAGACAAAUCCAUGCCAACUGGACCGUGUCAGCUUCCGUGAGGUGUGGCAGAUGCACCCACUGUCUUUUUGUAGCCGACCUAAAGCUGACUGGUGUUUGAACCUGGGUAUUCGUAGACACGGUGAAACUUUCCCUGAAUGUGAUUGUGAACAAGGAGCCUCGCUGUUCCUGUUGUAAUCAGCAGUUGUUUGCGCAGCUGUUGAUCAGCGCUGCACAGCGUUCCCUAGGUGAAAGAGCGCUGUUGGAGACCCGGGCUUCGCUGUAGUGCCAUGCUGAGGAGCACACUACCGUGAACAAGGUGCUGCUCUUUCUCACAUCCUGUGGGGUUCCCACCACCCGUGUCAUCUGUAGCAUUGACCUGUGGCAGUAGAUACAAAUGGGCGACACAGCAGGUAGCAUGGAGGCGCGGGUCUUACGGCGUGGGGCAUGCUAGCAUAUGAGUCAACUGGAAAGUUUAUUUCUGGAAGAAACCCACCAGCAGCACACAGGCUCCCCUGUCCUCCACCUGUGGGGAUUUCUCCAUGUUGCAGCCAUUUUGUCCUGUCUUUUCUGCAUUGUAGAAAUUUAGCCAAAUGGGAAGUUAGUAAAUUCAGUAAGGUUAGCACUUUUAGGUACCAGUUGUCCUGAGUAACGCACACCAACAGAGCAAGAAAGUACGAAAUGUACUCACGACUGACUUGCUUCUGCUGACUGACAUUGGAAAGGUCCAUUUCCAGUGAUGCUUUAAAGAGUGUACCUGCCACAGGACGAGCAAAGUGAGAGUUUCGUCUCCUGUCCUGUUUUGUAAAUAGCUCCUUGUUUUCCGAAGACAAUCUCGUGUUUUAUAACUUUUGUUGUGUGGGUCUGAGGAUCACAAUUGUAAUGUGUGAUAUAAUCUUAAGUACAAUAAUAAUUACAACUUAAGUUUCCAAAUGAAAGAAAUAUACUGCUUCAGCAUCUACAAGAGACAUGUCACUUUUAUAAUGAGCGUUAGUACUUCUCAAGUUUAUCAGAACUGGAAAUAUUUUACAAGAUACAGUGUUUUAUAAUCACAGAACAUGAACACUUUGUGGGAAAUGACCUUGGUUUUAUACAUUGUAGCUUAUUUUUAAAAAUGCAGUAUUUUAACUGACAGGAAGUGUUGAUAUCGUACACAGUUCCUGUUCACCAAUCCAAGGGCUAUGCCUCUUUUAAGCAAGUGUUUUGAUGCGUACCUUUUAAACCCUCUGAGCAAGGGGCGGAAUGCAGAACAGACAGAAAGGUUAUUUGCAAGAGAAUCGACGUAGCAGCAACUUCCCCUUAUCAGUGUGUUUUCGGAGCAUGGGGGGGGGGGUCAUGUGAAGAUUCGCUUUCUAUAUAUUAAACAUAAGAGGAGAUGCUAGCAGAUAGACUCCUAGGCUAUGGAAAAAGUAUCCCUCUAGUGUAAAUUAGUUGUGUUGAGUUCUCCUGUUGGUCUAUUGGAGCUACAUGCCUGCAUUUAAUGAACAAGUAUCAUUUGGUGGGAAUGGCUAGACUCAUAGGAUACACACCCAAAGAACUUGUAACCAGUCAGCGUUUGAGACGAUUUUAUUCUCAGCACCGACUGAAUAAUUUCCUCGUCAGAAUAACUGCUUUGUUUGACUUUUGUUUUUCACGAUGAAAACCUCCCAGGCACACAAGGUUGUGAACAGAAGGUGGCAGUACUCCCGUGGGACAUAAGAACCACACAGGGACCUACAGAGAGUUGGGAUCUAAGCCGCCCCACAUCCUCAAGCCCACGCACUGUUAAAGAAGUCGUCUUUUCCUUCCAAGCGGUCAGUGAUCGUAAAGCUAGUCCAGUUUUGCUAAGUUUGCAAACACAGCAGGACAGCCGAGCACUUGUUGGGUAACUCAGCCAGUGAUCAGGGCAGCCAUAGUUCCACAUAAGGGUUAGAUCUGUUCAAUGAGGAUAAUAACUGCACAGCCUGAGGCAGCCGGUCUGUCCUGGCACCACCAGGAGCACCAGAGUGCCCAGCAGUGUUUACAACUACGUGGUUUUGCACUGUGUGUGUCUCAUUCCACCUGCGAAUAGAAGCUUCUGUACAGAGGCUGCCUUAGGAUGCCUGGACAAGUCCUGUAGACGGUCAGUGCACAUCAGGGAAUGGUGGAGAUGAUGUCAGCUAUGCAGCUGACAUCUUCUGAGAAGGAACACCCACACUGAGCCCCACUGAGCUUCUGACUAUCAGAACCCACAGACAUCAGGCCAGGUUGCUGGAUCCCAGCUGGAGACAUGGCAUCACCUGACAGUUCAGUGUUGGCCACCAACACACAUUCGUGGCCAGCACUAGAGACCAAAGAAAAGCUGCGUGGGUACAGAGGCAUCUCGUGCCACAGUUGGAGCUCUGGAAGUCAGUCCCACAUUCCUUGGCUGACAGGCCCCGUUCUUCCCCGAGCACCACAGAAUGGACAUGAGGGCACAGUCUGAGCAAUAUCUCGAGAGAUUAUUCUCAUGGACGGCAACAUAGUCACGUCAUGUUCUUAGUCAGCCUUGCCCCAAUCAGGACGUACUAAGUCGUUUCCCAGCUCUGCUGAGAGCUGCCUCCUGGCACGUCCAGGCCACACCCCAAAGUACUAAGUAGCUGUGAUCCUGAUCUUACUAUGUCUGCUACCGUGACCACUGUGAUGAAGGGCUGGCGAGACAAAACGGAAAGCAGUCUUGUGCCUUUGUAGAAGACCGCCAGGUGCCCCUCAAGUUUGAAGGUGACACAUGGCGCCUCUUAUGCCAAAGCCCUCUGCCUUCUCUCCUUGCUUCCCAGACCACUCUUAUCCUUGUUCAGCUCUGAUCCGUCAAGGUCCUUCCACACUAAUAGGCAUUGAGUGUUUGGGGUGCCCAUUCCCUUAAAAGGAAGCUUUUCCACAUAGAAAACCAUCACAUCUUUGACGACAAAAUCAAAAUGAGAAUAACUUUGUUAUGUGGGGGUGGAGGCUGGAUAGAUUUUCAUUACAUUAUUUUUAAGUCUAUCUUAUAUUGAAGUCCUGAUGUUAUUGGGACAGCCCUUAUGGUGAAACCUGUCUCAUUCAGACAUUAUUUCCUUUGAUCUUCAUAAGAACCUAGUGUAGAAAGCUAAGGUCACUCCCCCAAUCCAUGGCAGUCCAGAGUAGUCUUGAACCCAGUGAGUCAGCACCAUCGUUACCUGCAAAGAGGGAAGAAGGGACUGGCUUGGCUGUGGUCCAGAGUGACUCAAGAGGCCGCCAUGUUCUCCAUGCAGAAGUAAAUAGCACGGUCACUUGUGUUACUAAGUGCAAAUGUAGUCAUCCCCAAGUGUACCCCCUUGCUACAACUACCAUGCUGGUCACCAAGGAAUUUAUUAGCUAAAGCAAUAUUCUAAAUAAAAAAUUUUGACUCCUUGGGGGAAAAAUACUUUGCUGCUGGCACCUAGCUUUUCAUACUCCAUGCAUUUAUAUUUGAAUGUACGUUAAACAGUGCAGGCAAAGUUUGGGGUUGCAUCCACUGGGAUGAGUAAAAGGCUGUCCAGGGUAUGAAUGUCCUUCAUCCAAGGCUCUGUGUGCCAGGCUGAGUUGGAGCAUCCCCAGUUCAGCGUAAAGUUCACAAGGACUUUUGUCAGAGGACUAGAAGGAGCGCCCAGAAACCUGUAUUGACCUGUUACCUAGUUCAUUAGCAGGGUCAUUUAUUAUUAUUAACGAUGCCAUACUGUUUUAAGUAAUUCAGUGCUUGGAGGCAGAAUGGUUUAGCCCUUUCCUACGUGAUGGAAAGACAGCCUGUUGUAUAGAUUUGCACUGGUGUUACUGGCACACAUAGAAAGAACCUAGUAAUCAUGAACAAGAACAAAGCAAAUAACUAGACUUUGAGGUAAGGUUCAGAAUUAAAUAGUUAGUCCUCUUUUUAGUGUUCUUCCUCUGUGGCGUUAUCCAUGGACUUGUCAGCACUCGAAGACAGCACCCCUCGAGCUGCAGUACCACCAGAAAGCCAUCCUGGGGGCUGACUGUUAGACUUCCUUAGUAGGAUCAAUUCCCCCAAAAUUUAAUUAAAAAAAAAAUAGCCAGAGUGGAACAUGGCAACCCCUGAAAAAGGCAAGCGAGCUAUCAUUAAAGACAGAAACAGUUGGGGAAACCAAGGUACCUCCCCUUUCUGUCUGCAUUGACUGUCCACAGCUGAAGAGGAAACCAGCGUCCCAGAGAAGACGGAACGUGGCGACUCUGGGAGAAGUUCCCAGCUAAUGGCCAUUUUCAGCCACCUGGCAGCAGUAUGCAGAUUGUCUGGUGGACACUUUUUUAGUCCUUUUUUAAGUCCUCAUCUCCCCAACCCAGAGGACGGAGAGUUGUCUUGGUUCAUUUCCAAAGCCAGGGUUGAGCCAUUCACUGGUUGCUUUCUGGCUGUUCCUCUGAAGUCUCCACCCAGGGCAUGGAUGCUUACCCCUGUCUUGCUCAUCUUGCUCAGCAGAGACUACCGCCAUCCUUCAGGGAAAGUGCCGGUCCCUGUCUGAACAGGUCUGUCUCCCUCAGCACCAUCCUAACACACUGAGCACAGAAGAUCCAUUUCAGACUCCCUGAGAGAAGUCGCUGGCCCUGCCUCCCCUGUGGCUUAGGACUCUAGCACAGAGGUGAGAGCUGGCCAGGCAGAGGGUGCUGACACCUGUGUCUGCAUUAGAAGGGAGGCCUCAGAUGAAAACCUUCCAGGCUCUGGCUUCUGCCUGAGGAUAGGAGUGCAGGGAUGGGAUUGGCCUUCCCUGUGUGAUGGUGGGGUGCCUUUGGGAUAGAACUGCUUAUGUUUUGUGUCUGGAAAGCAAAACUACUUCAAUCUGUUCCCCUUGUUAAACAUUCAUCCCUUACCACCCCUUAUUUCAGGCAUAGGUAACACGACAGAAAUGAAAAAGGGCGCCCUAAGGGCUUUUGGCUGUUCUUGAGUUUGAGUUACCCUCGGGGAUCCAUCCCCAAACUGACAGGUGACAGUCUGAGGCCUUUAUGUUCUUACUGGAAGUCAGCGGCUGAGACAUGGCAUCAUCAAGCCCAGUGUCCCUACUGGAGGAAGCUCCAAUGAAGUCCAAAGGUUGCAGAAAGCACAUGGUACCUCCCAGUGCACACGGCUCUUAUGGCAACUAAAAAUGCCCUGGGUGUAAACAUGAGUCAGACCUGUGGAUCGACCUAAAAGUCCUAUUUUUGUAAUUAAUGGCUGGACUGUGGUCAGCCACUCAAACAUUCUGUGGAUCAGCUCAUAUGCCCUAGUGUAAGUUUCCAGAAUACUUCAUAGCAAAGUCCCAUAUGAAUGGAAGAACUCAGGGUAAGAAUAUGCGCUAGGCCCCAAAGGGUUCAAGGUUACCAUCAAAAGCAAAUGUCAAGCGGCCUGUGGUCGUUGUUUGCACAUGAGGGGCUGGAGGGGGGACUGUUAGCUGCAGGUCCUCCGUUGCCCUUAGUGGUGGGAUUUACACGCAAACUCUGAUGUUAAAGGUGAGCCACCUUUGAAAUUGUUUUCUACACCAAAAUAUCUGGGGAAAAAGUUACCGAAUAUUUAAAGUGGGGUAGUUAGGGAAAAUGCUGUCUCAUAACAGAAGCCAAACUGAAGUGGAGGGAGUGGCUUCUGGGGCACUGGGAUGGCAGCUAUGAGCUCGGACAGGCACUGACCGAAGGCGUCACGGCAGUGCUAUCCAGCAUACGUAGAGGUCUUUCGAGGUACAAUCUUGCCAUCAUUCAGGGGUAAGUACUUCCUUACAAAGUCUUUAAUAAUGAGUGAAUGUAUAAAAUUAUAAACUAUGCAUUUUCAAAGAGAAACAUGUAUUUUAUAUCAAAUCCAAGAACUUUUUUUUCAUAGAAACUUAUCACAACUACAGAUUAUUCAAAAUAAAUGAGAAUACAAAUCUUCAUAAGGGUGUGGGGUGCCUUUGUUUUCUUGUCCAAUGGUUUCAAAGACAGUGCAUCCAGACUUUCAUCUGAGCUCCGGACUCAGAAAAAGCAAAAAACAAACUCUAGCCAGUACAGGGGCUGAGGAUACACUGCCCGUGCGGCACUCACAGACUGUGCUGAGUCCUUAAAGACUGGUGCUGUAGUCAGAUGGAUCAACAGGGGGACGAGGGCCAGGGAUGGGGCUGGGCAGAGCACUGACCUGGCUCGUGCGAGGGCCUGGCUUCAGUCCCCAGCACUGGGAAAUAGGAAGAAGCGGCAAAGGAAACUGUAGAAAGGUCUGUCUGUUGUGGUUAACUUUCCACCCAGUAGGAGUGUUCUUAAAAGAGUUUAGGCUGUAGUUUCAAAGAACAAAAUAUAAAAAUACUAUCUGACAAGGCAAAUAGUCAGUUUUUUCAAAAUUAUACAGAGAUGAUCACUUAUAUCUUGAAAAAUCUGUCUAGAAUAUACCCGAAUCUCUUCAGCCUCCCGCUGACAGGCGUUUUCAUGAGCCCUUCCCUCUGAUAAGGGUCUCCUCUUCAGUGCUGUCUCCACCCUCCAGCUGACAAUGAGGGAUGCACUCCCUUUCUCUGCUGCUCCGGUUCUCUCUGUGUCUGCUGAGCUUCCUAGGCUGUUUGUAAAAUAUGGGAAAACACGCUUCUAAACCCGGUUCUUAGGUCAUGCUGGAUGUGUUUGCUACCUUAUUAGAAGUUAGUGGGGGAGGGGCAGCCUGUCUUUUUAUAAGAUUUUUAGCCAAAUCCAGAUGUUCCGAUACUGUUUCUGUCUGUAAGUACGGCCUGCAGAGGUUCAGGUGGGGAGAGACAUUUUCUGAGACUGUUCCUCAGCCAUGCUCCCUGCCAGCUUUUGGCCCACUGUACAUAGAUUUGUCAAAUGUUUCAACGAUGUUGUUUUUCUAAAUGCUCUUCUCUAACACAUUUUUAAAAUUUUUUUUGUCCUUUAUUGUUCUGGACUUUGUGUUUUACAAAAUGUUUCCUAAAAUUUAACACCGGGAAAAAGUAUUUUAAAAUAAGCUGGUGCUAAUUGGAAAAGAAGAAAAUUUUUCAGUUUCAAGAUUUACAAAAGAAAAUGUUCACACCAGUUAAACUGCACUUUCCCAAGGGGACGGCUGCUGUCCACUUACAGAGGGCAUCCAGAGGACCAGCAGAAGUUCACAGUAUUGCUGGCCCGUUGUGUGUCCCCCAGACAGGAGGACUUGCUGGGUGGUCCUCAAAGCAUGUGGUAGGAGGGAAGGUGUAGAGUAAGAACCCUCUAGAAAUAGUCUUCUGGUCUUUGGACUUUCAUGUUCUGUAAUGCUUAGCUGUAACAAUUACUAUGGUGUUGCCAAUCUUGUCUGACGUCAUCGUCAACCUGUACUGACUCUGUGUAUGGUUCUACCCUUGGCUUGCACUGGCACGAACCAAGCCAGAAUACGGGUCUUUCAGUAAGACCCUUCUGAUUUCUACGGUGUCCACACACAUGAAUUUAGAUGCACCUGUAACUGGUUAAUCACCACGAAGUAAGUCUAACUUCCACUUAAUAAAAAUUUUUGUGUAUCUGCUUCUA
Alexandromys fortis (reed vole) is the source of this 12781-nucleotide messenger RNA. It is a transcript of the gene Znf704, whose product is annotated as zinc finger protein 704. The record is from RefSeq and is a predicted model, not a curated record. Gene Ontology annotation, biological process: regulation of transcription by RNA polymerase II. The transcript is spliced from 10 exons. Gene Ontology annotation, molecular function: RNA polymerase II cis-regulatory region sequence-specific DNA binding; DNA-binding transcription factor activity. The coding region runs from base 92 to 1873 and encodes 593 amino acids. Lineage: Eukaryota; Metazoa; Chordata; Mammalia; Rodentia; Cricetidae. Gene Ontology annotation, cellular component: nucleus.